This is a messenger RNA of Myotis lucifugus (little brown bat), 4066 nucleotides long. It is a transcript of the gene SCARF1, whose product is annotated as scavenger receptor class F member 1. Lineage: Eukaryota; Metazoa; Chordata; Mammalia; Chiroptera; Vespertilionidae. The record is from RefSeq and is a predicted model, not a curated record. Gene Ontology annotation, molecular function: scavenger receptor activity. The transcript has 12 exons. The coding region runs from base 158 to 2782 and encodes 874 amino acids.
GGAAAACUCUGGCUCCCCCUCACCCCACUCCCUCGCCUGCCCCCAAUAUCCCAGGACUUCCAGUUUCAUCUUCCUGCCCCCUCCAGACUGAAACCAGCCCCUUCAGGCCCCACUCGGCACUAGUGAUUGGGCCUGCACACCCUCAGGGAGGUGCCUCAUGGCAGCCCGCCCACCACCGCCCCCUGGGCCUGGUUUCCUCAGGAAAAGCCUUGGGAGGAAACCGGGAGGGGGUUGGAGCUGUGGGGGCCAGGCUCACUCAAACCCUCUCACUGCGCUGGCCGCCAUGGGCCUGCGGCUGCUGCUCCCCCUGCUACUGCUCUGGACUCAGAGGACUGAGGGGUCUGAGCUGGACCCUAAUGGGCGGCACGUCUGCAUGGACAACAGCCCCUCUGCUGAGCUCCAGUGCUGCCCAGGCUGGAGGCAGAAGGAUCGAGAAUGCACCAUUGCCAUCUGUGAGGGGCCCGAUGCCUGCCGGGAAGACGAAGUAUGCGUGAAGCCAGGCCUCUGUCGAUGCAAACCUGGAUUCUUCGGGGCCCAGUGCAACUCCCGCUGCCCGGGCCAGUACUGGGGCCCCGACUGCCGGGAGAGCUGUGCCUGCCACCCCCAUGGCCAGUGCGAGCCGGACACCGGUGUGUGCCGCUGCCAAGCCAACCGCUGGGGUAGCCGCUGCGAGUUCGAGUGCACCUGCAGCCCACACGGGCGCUGCGACCCGAAGACCGGCGCGUGCCACUGCGACGCGGGCUGGUGGUCGACCAAGUGCCACCACCGGUGCCAGUGCAACCCAGUGGCAGCCCGCUGUGACCAGGCCACGGGCAACUGCCUGUGCGAGGUGGGCUGGUGGGGCCGCCGCUGCAGCUUCCGCUGCAAUUGCCACGGCUCACCGUGCGCGAAGGAGUCGGGGCGCUGCGCCUGCCGGCCGGGCUGGUGGGGCCCCGAGUGCCGGCAGCGGUGCGAGUGCCUGCGCGGCCGCUGCAGCGCGGACUCCGGCCAGUGCGCCUGCCCGCCCGGCUUCCACGGCCUGCGCUGCGAGCUGCCCUGCCCCGCGGGCCUUCUACGGGGCUUGCAGUGUGUUGGGAGCUGUGGCCACUGCGAGCAGGAUGAGCCGUGCUCUGCAGACACAGGCAGCUGUAAGUCCUGCGAGCCGGGCUGGAACGGGACCCAGUGCCUCCAGCCCUGCCCACCUGGUACCUUCGGUGAGAGCUGUGGACAGCAGUGCCCCCGCUGCAGGCGUGGGGAGGCCUGCCAGCCAGACACUGGGCACUGUCCGAGCUGUGACCCUGGCUGGCUGGGGCCCAGGUGUGAAGACCCCUGCCCAAGUGGCACCUUUGGGGAGGGCUGUGGCUCCACCUGCCCCACCUGUGUUCAGGGGGCUUGUGAUGCUGUGACUGGGGAGUGUGUCUGCAACGCUGGCUACUGGGGACCCAGCUGCAACGUCUCAUGCCCAUCUGGCUUCCAUGGAAACAACUGCUCUGCUCCCUGUGAAUGCCCGGAGGGACCCUGCCACCCUGUCUCUGGGGCCUGCCAGCUGGGUAAGGUGGAAAGGAGAGACGCCACCCUCAUCGCUGGCAUCCUUGUGCCUCUGCUGCUGCUCCUCCUGGGCAUUGCCUGCUGUGCCUGCUGCUGUUGGGCUGCCCGGUUGGACCCCAAGGACAGGCCAGCGAGGGAUGGAGCUGCUGUGUCCAGGAAGAAGCUCCAGGUCCUGUGGGAGACACUGACCGGCCUGGGCUUCGCGCUGCCCUGCAGGUCCCUCAGCAGCCACAAGCUUCCCUGGGUGACAGUCUCCCACCACGACCCGGAGAUCCCCUUCAACCACAGCUUCAUUGAGCAGCCCUCUGCGGGCUGGGCCUCGGACGACUCCUUCUCUUCUGAUUACGACUGUGGAGAAGAGGACGAGGAUCCUGCCUACUGCGUGCCACCCCAAGAAGGGAUGGUCCCUGUGGCCCAAGCAGCGUCACCAGAGGCCAGCCUGGGUGAUGGCCCCUUCCCUCCCCCUGAGGAUGCCUCCACACCAUUCGCUAUCCCACGCACUUCCAGCCUAGCACGGGCCAAGCGACCCUCGGUCUCCUUUGCUGAAGGCACCAAGUUUGCACCGCAGAAUCGCCAAAGCUCGGGGGAGCUCUCCAACCCGCUCCGCAAGUCCAGGCGGCUCUCCCGGGGUGGCCAGCCAGGUCCUGAAAGCCAGGAGGCUGAGGAGUCCACGGGCCCUGAAAACACUGAAAGGGACAAGGCCCCUCCUGGGGCACCCAGCCCCAAGGAUUCAGCCACUGGCCACCGCCGGCUCCCACUUUGUGGCCGGACAGUGGCUGAGCGCGUGGAAGCCAUCGAAAGCAGUGUCCAGGAGAGCUCAGGCUCCGUAACCACAAUAUACACCUUGGCAGGGACACCCCGGGAAUCUGAGGGCCCGGUCCGGUCUGUCCUCCGCCGUUUCGGUAGCUUCCAGAAAGGCCAGGCAGAGCCCAAGGUCAAGAGUGCCAUCCCCAAGCCUCCACGUCGGGCAUUGAGUCGGAACAAGGGCAGACCCGGGCUGGCCUCUGGCUCUGCCAGUCAGAGCCCUGGCCCAGCCCCCAAUGAGGAGCCCACUGGGGCCUCGCAGCCUGCAGGAACUGGGCCAGAGGAAGUGGCCAGUGGGCUGAGGGAUGGCAUCAAGAGCUCAGGGAGGGUCCAGGAGCUGGGCCCCGGUGGCCCCCCAAAACAGGAUCCCCAGAAGCUGGCUGAUGAGGAAGGGCAGGAGGAGCCCCAGUAUGAGAAUGUUGCACCCAUCUCUAGGCCACCGGAGCCCUGAGGACUGUGAAUUUGGGGAGUGGGAAGGCUAUGGAUGGGGGGUAGGCAUCGAACUGCUUCUGCAUCAGAUUGUAUUUUGUGCUGGAAAAAGGUCCCAGGGCCAGGAAAGACCUACCAGAACCUCUGCCCUUGGUGGGGAAACAUCUGAGGUAGAGGCCGGUUGGCUCUGGGCCCUGGCGGUGUUCCAGGGAAGGUCUGGAAGGCCUGGGCAGAGACCCCACGGGAUGGGGUCAGGAAGGGGAACCAGACGGCUGCAGGAACUUUUUUCUGUUGUCCUGGACUUUGCUUACCCCAAAAGGCUAUUCUUUCCUUCAUUUGCAAAAUAUUUUUCUAAAAUGGAAAACAACCUAAAUGUUUGAUGAUAAAAGAUUGGUUAAAUAAAUAUUUUUUAUGCUAGGUUCCUAAACAACCACGAAAAAUUAUGUUGUGUAAGAGAGCGAGAGAGAGAAACAUCGACGGGUUGCCUCCCACAUGGCACCCCGACCAUGUGCUCGUACCCGCAACCUGGGUAUGUGCCCUGACCAGGGAUUGAACCCGCCACCUUUGGUGUAAGGACGAUGCUCCAACUGAGCCACACUGGCCAGGGCUUAUUUUCUUUUUAAACUUUUGUAUAAUUUGCAUAUUUUGUACAGUGAAUGUUCUUUUUACUUUUCUCACUCGAUUAGACUUUUUUUUUUAAAGUACUGUUCUUUGUUAAAAAUAAAUAGAACUAACAUUAUGGACAUGUAUGAAGUAAAAAUGAGAUUUUCCCUCUCCCCAGGGGAGUCUGGGGGACCAGGGAGGGGCCAGAUUUACUUCUCACUGGAUGUCGUUUGCUCUUGUUCGUGAAUUCUUUCCUCACCUCGUUGCAUUUCCUAGUCAGGAAAUAGAGAGCGGUUUCCCCUCCGUUCCUGUGCUCAGAGAAUCUCAUGGAAGUUCAGAUGCUUCCUUUCAGAUGUCUUUCUGUGCACAUGAACACAGAAGAGCCUGCUGUUCUGCAAUUUGCUUUUUUACUUAAUGUGUCCUGGAUAUCUUUUGGUGCCAGUAAAUAUAAAGCUACCUCUCUGUAUUAAAAAAUGGCUACAUGGGAUUUCAUCAUGUGGAAAUAACACGGAUUAUGUAAACCAUCCCCUACAUUUAGGGAGUUGGGUUGUUUUUAAUUGUUUAAGACUAUAAAUGAUGCUGUGUCCAACUUUGUCCAUUUUUUAAAUAUAUUUGUGCAAGUUUUUCUGUAGAAGAGAUUCCUGCAAGUGGAAUUGCUGUGUUAUGGAGUCAGAACAUUAAACAUUUAUGUAUUUACUCCAAA